Molecule: messenger RNA, 1179 nt
Organism: Prosopis cineraria
Lineage: Eukaryota; Viridiplantae; Streptophyta; Magnoliopsida; Fabales; Fabaceae
Product: disease resistance protein RPV1-like
Exons: 2
Coding region: 1-1179 (392 amino acids)
Biological process (GO): defense response; signal transduction
Molecular function (GO): ADP binding
Source: RefSeq, a predicted model, not a curated record
AUGGGACAUAUCUUUCCAGACAUUGUGGACUGUGCUUCAAGCGUACCCAUGGAUCACAGAAGCAUCCAAAGCAGCAGGACCUGGAAUCACGACGUGUUUCCCAGCUUCGUCGAUGAUCGCACCUCACACUUCGUUAAGGAGCUUAUUGCUGCUUUAGGAAGAGAAGAUAUCCACACUCUCAGAGCAGACAAAACGCUUAAGAACCGAAAGUCCGUUCCGUCAGACAUCUUCAAAGCAAUUGAAGAGUCGCGAACUUGUAUCGUGUUCUUCACAUACAGGUAUGCUGCCUCAGUGUGGUGCUUGGAGGAACUGGCAAAGAUCGCUGACGGCAUUAAUCAACACAUAGUUCUACCAGUCUUCUACCUUGUUCGUCCAUUUGAGGUACAGGAUCAGAGAAAGCAUUACGAACGCGCCUUUACUGAACAUGAAGAAAAAGUCAGAUUCAAUUUAGCCAAGGUACAAAGAUGGAGGCUAGCUCUCAAAAGAGUGGGCUCUAUUCGGGGCUGGCUUUCAGAAGUUAUUGAUGAUAUUGUUAAAUCUGCUACGAGGGCAUUAAGUCGUAAGAAGAGUUCUAGCUUAGUUGGGAUGGGCACUCGUAUAAACGCAUUAGAAAAGCAUCUGAGUAUAGGAUUCUAUGACGAUGAUGUCCGAUUCGUAGGGAUUUGUGGGAUGUGUGGGAUAGGAAAAACGUUUCUUGCUAAAACUAUGUAUGAAAAGAUCUCCGGCCAAUUUGAUGCUUCUUGUUUUCUUUUCAAUGUGAGGAAAGUUGCUAUCAAUCCGUAUGGUCUAAAUCAUCCACAAGAACAGCUUAUUUAUGAAACUCCGAUGGAAGAUGGUUCAAAGAUGCGAGAUGUUGCCCAGGGAUGCACAUUUAUAAGGGAGAACCUAAAACGUUGGAAGACCCUCUUAGUUCUUGAUAAUGUUGAUCAAAUUGAACAAUUAGAGGCUCUGGCUGGAAGUUGUGACUGGUUUGAUCAAGGGAGUAGAAUUAUUAUAACCACUAGAAAUGAGCAUAUUCUUAGAGUGCAUGGUGUGAAUGAAGUUUAUAGAGUUGAACUAUUGAACGGUAAAGAAGCUCUUCAACUUUUUUGUAGCACUGUUUUCAAAUGUAAUGAUCCCAUACAAGGUUAUGAGGAACAAGGCCAAUAUGGUUUAAAUUAUGCUAAUGCCUUCCAUUAG